CCUAGACUCGGGGUAUCUAUUGUCGUGCUUGCCUACUACAUGCUCAACAUGGCCCUCUGGAGAAUGCUUCCUGCUCAAGAAAUGUAUGGUACGAAGCUAGUUCACCAUGACCGACCAUUGAAAUAUCGACUAAACGCUUUCACAACAAGCUUGAUUCACCUGACAAUCUGCGGAAUCGGUACCUAUAGUCAGGGUGCGAACUUCAUCGUUUGGACAUAUAUCACCGACCAUUAUGUGGAGAUUUUGAUGGCCAACAUGGUUAUUAGCUUUACUGCGUCACUCUAUCUCUAUAUCCACAGUUUUGGCGUCGAUUGUAGGUAUCCCAACCCCGAGCUUCGCGAACUAGCCCCCGCUGGUCACACGGAUAAUCAGUUCUAUGACUUCUUCAUCGGCCGAGAGCUCAACCCCCGAGUCACCUUGCCUAUUUUCGGUGAAGUAGACCUCAAAAGUUGGUUUGGGAUGCGCCCAGGCCUGACAGGCUGGAUGUUAGUGGAUUUGGCAUUCAUGGCAAAACAAUAUCGCAGCUAUGGCUAUGUCUCCAGCAGCAUGAUCUUUGUCACUUCGGUACAAUCUUACUAUGUACUUGAGGGUCAGUACAACGAGGCUGGCUUCCUAACCAUGCGGGAUAUCACCACGGAUGGCCUGGGUUUCAUGCUCACUUUCGGUGAUCUUGUCUGGGUGCCAUUUCUCUAUUCGACACAGUGCCGUUAUCUCUCGGUCUACCCUACGCCUCUGAGCUGGAUGCAAAUGGUCACCACGAGUGUAUGUUUUGUCCUUGGAUUAUAUAUAUUCCGUGCCUCCAACUCGCAGAAGAUUAUCUUCCGCACACGACCCAGUGAUCCUCGCGUGGCUCAUUUAUCCUACAUACAGACCAAACGCGGCACAAAUUUACUCACAGCCGGUUGGUGGGGGAUUUCACGUCAUAUAAAUUAUCUUGGUGAUUGGCUGCAAUCUUUUCCAUUUUGCCUCGCAACUGGACUCGCGGGAUAUGCGAUCAUUCCUGCGGGGCAUGCUGUGGCACCGGAGGCUUUUCAAAUGCUGGACGGACGCCAGGUUGUGCAAGGUCCUGCGAGAGGCUGGGGGGUGUUGUUCACGUAUCUUUAUGCCGUCUACUUUGCUGUAUUGUUGAUACAUAGGGAGAAAAGGGAUGAUGCGCUUUGUUCAGAGAAAUAUGGAAGUGAUUGGCAGAGAUAUAGGAAGAUUGUGAGAUGGAGGAUUGUGCCAGGGGUGUAUUAAACAACCCUCUUUAGACGUGGGCUUUGGAUGUGAUUGAUUCAUUACUACUGUUACGAUAUUUUCAAUGGAUUUUAAUCGUUAGCUUUGCUUCCUUAGAUUGAAGAAACCACGUCAACGGUUAUAGUAAGUAAUAGUCCAUUCCUCAGAUAGGGCUUGGCGUGGAAGAGACCUGAGGUCUCAAUGCACACUGACGAC
Aspergillus ruber CBS 135680 is the source of this 1431-nucleotide messenger RNA. Its product is annotated as Delta(14)-sterol reductase. Bases 49 to 1236 code for a protein of 395 amino acids. Lineage: Eukaryota; Fungi; Ascomycota; Eurotiomycetes; Eurotiales; Aspergillaceae. Gene Ontology annotation, biological process: ergosterol biosynthetic process. The record is from RefSeq and is a predicted model, not a curated record. The transcript is spliced from 2 exons. Gene Ontology annotation, cellular component: endoplasmic reticulum membrane. Gene Ontology annotation, molecular function: Delta14-sterol reductase activity.